GCCGGGCCGCGGCCGCUCCGAGGUGAACGGCGCCGAGACGGGCUCGCGGCGCGGGGAGGCCGGGCGCGCCGCCGCUAUGAAUUCGGCCGAGCAGACCGUUACGUGGCUCAUUACCUUGGGGGUGCUGGAGUCGCCCAAGAAAACCAUCUCGGACCCGGAGGGCUUCCUGCAGGCGUCCCUGAAGGAUGGGGUGGUCCUCUGCAGGCUGCUGGAGCGCCUGCUGCCCGGGACCAUCGAGAAAGUCUAUCCGGAGCCCCGGAGCGAGAGCGAGUGCCUGAGCAACAUCCGCGAGUUCCUGCGAGGCUGCGGGGCCUCCCUGCGCCUGGAGACAUUUGAUGCACAUGAUUUGUAUCAGGGGCAGAAUUUUAACAAGGUCCUCAGUUCCUUAGUGACGCUAAAUAAAGUAACAGCAGACAUUGGACUGGGAAGUGACUCUGUAUGCGCCCGGCCGCCAUCUCACCGGAUAAAAUCUUUUGACUCCCUGGGAUCCCAGCCUUCACACAGUCGGACUUCAAAAUUGUUCCAGGGCCAGUAUCGGAGUUUGGACAUGACCGACAAUAGCAGCAAUCAGCUGGUAGUAAGAGCAAAGUUUAACUUCCAGCAGACCAAUGAAGACGAGCUUUCCUUCACGAAAGGAGACGUCAUCCACGUCACUCGAGUGGAGGACGGGGGCUGGUGGGAAGGCUCGCUCGGCAGCAGGACUGGCUGGUUCCCCAGCAACUAUGUGCGCGAGGUCAAGCCCAGUGAGAAGCCCGUGUCUCCCAAAUCAGGAGCAUUGAAGAGCCCUCCCAAAGGAUUUGAUACAACUGCCAUUAACAAAAGCUAUUACAAUGUGGUGCUACAGAAUAUUUUGGAAACAGAAAAUGAAUAUUCUAAAGAACUUCAGGCUGUGCUUUCAACCUACCUACGGCCAUUGCAGACCAGUGAAAAGUUAAGUUCGGCGAACACUUCAUAUUUAAUGGGAAAUCUAGAAGAAAUAUGUUCUUUCCAGCAAAUGCUUGUACAGUCUUUAGAAGAAUGUACCAAGUCGCCUGAGGCUCAGCAGCGGGUUGGAGGCUGCUUCUUGAACCUGAUGCCGCAAAUGAGAACCUUGUACCUUGCGUAUUGUGCCAAUCACCCGUCUGCGGUGAACGUUCUCACGGAGCACAGUGAGGAGUUGGGAGAGUUCAUGGAGACGAAAGGGGCCCACAGCCCUGGGAUUCUCGUGCUGACCACCGGCCUCAGCAGACCGUUCAUGCGCCUGGAUAGAUACCCGACGCUUCUCAAGGAGCUCGAGAGGCACAUGGAGGAUUAUCAUCCAGAUAGACAAGACAUUCAGAAAUCCAUGGCCGCCUUCAAAACCCUCUCUGCCCAGUGUCAGGAAGUACGGAAGAGGAAAGAGCUGGAACUGCAGAUUCUGACGGAAGCCAUCCGCAGCUGGGAGGGAGAUGACAUCAAGACCUUGGGCAGCGUCGUUUACAUGUCCCAGGUCAUGAUCCAGUGUGCAGGAAGUGAGGAAAAGAAUGAAAGAUACCUUCUACUCUUCCCAAAUAUUUUGCUAAUGUUGUCUGCCAGUCCAAGGAUGAGUGGUUUUAUCUAUCAGGGAAAGCUACCGACAACAGGAAUGACAAUUACAAAGCUUGAUGACAGUGAAAAUCAUAGAAAUGCGUUUGAAAUAUCAGGGAGCAUGAUUGAGCGCAUAUUAGUGUCGUGCAGCAACCAGCAGGACCUCCAUGAAUGGGUGGACCAUCUGCAGAAGCAAACAAAGGUCACGUCUGUGGGCAACCCCACUGUGAAGCCCCACUCAGUGCCAUCUCACACGCUGCCCUCCCACCCGAUGAUGCCAAGCAGCAAGCACGCGGACAGCAAGCCCGUGCCGCUGGCGCCCGCCUACCAUACGCUGCCACACCCCUCCCAUCACGGCGCCCUGCACACCACCAUCAGCUGGGGGCCCCUGGAGCCUCCGAAGACACCCAAGCCGUGGAGCCUGAGCUGCCUGCGGCCCGCCCCACCCCUGCGGCCCUCAGCGGCUCUCUGCUACAAGGAGGAUCUUAGUAAGAGUCCCAAGACAAUGAAAAAGUUGCUACCUAAGCGCAAACCUGAGCGGAAGCCUUCAGAGGAGGAGUUUGCACUGAGGAAAAGCACGGCGGCCUUGGAAGAAGAUGCUCAGAUCCUGAAAGUCAUCGAAGCUUACUGCACAAGCGCCAAGACGCGGCAGACACUCAACUCAACAUGGCAAGGCACUGACCUGAUGCAUAAUCACGUCCUGGCUGACGGCGACCAAGCAAGUCUAGACUCCCUGGGCCGUCGCAGUAGCCUUUCCCGUUUGGAGCCUUCAGACCUGUCGGAAGACUCUGACUAUGACAGUGUAUGGACAGCCCAUAGUCACAGAAUGGGUUCUGCAUCUCGUUCACGCAAAGAAUCUGCCCCACAAGUUUUGCUUCCAGAAGAAGAGAAAAUCAUAGUAGAAGAAACUAAAAGUAAUGGUCAGACAGUGAUAGAAGAAAAGAGUCUCGUUGAUACUGUCUAUGCAUUAAAGGAUGAAGUGCAAGAGUUAAGACAAGAUAACAAAAAGAUGAAGAAGUCUCUGGAGGAGGAGCAGAGAGCCCGCAAAGACCUGGAGAAGCUGGUGAGGAAGGUUCUGAAGAGCAUGAACGACCCUGCCUGGGACGAGACCAACCUGUAAAGCUCCUGGGCUCUUUGUCCAAGACGGUCAGGACACCAGCGCAUGUGACGCUCAGGACUGCAGGGCAGGGCUGGAUGACAGCUGUGUUCCUGCGCAUAGAGAAGCUGGGGGGGAGUCCAGGCGCGACGUUCGCGCCUUGGGGCUGAACUGUGUUACCCGUCCCGUUAGCAUCUCAGUUACCUUGUUUGGCAAUAAGUGCAGUGAUCAGCCACAAGCCCUGGCCUUUCAGGUGUUCACUGAAUAUAUAUAAUGUCACAUACACGUGUUCUUUUAAGCACUCCAUUUCAAAACUAUAUCCCCGAUUGUUGUGUCUGGGCUAGCGUGUCCUUCCCGCUAACCUCGCUGGUGCUGUGGCCUGGAGGCCGUGUUCUGGCGCUCGUGGGAAGCAGGCAGGAGGGUGCCUGGGUCCUGUGCAUGCCCGAUGUGCCCCCCAACCGCGCUCUCCAAGUGCCUUGGUAACCUUACAUCUCGUGGGGCGCUCCAGGCCUGUUUUCACAGCCCUCCCUUCAGCAGCGUUUGAGUCACCAAUCUGCAGGGGUUCCAUGCUGUGCUGUGCACCCCACCCUGAACUGGAGGGAGUCGCAUGCUGCCACCAUGUCCGGCUGCAGGUGUCCCUGCUCGCCUGCUUUGUGGGAACGCCGGGACCAUCGGGGCACGUUCCCUGCGUUUUGGGAGAGACUUUCAUGUGUAGACUAGGGUACACCUUCCGCUGCCCUGAAGGAGAGCGCUCCUCUGGAACCUGUGAGCAGAGUGUGUUCAUGACAGAGUGCUGCGGCUGAGGCGGGGCAUGCAGCGGGCACGGUGCAUCAGAGGUCCUGUCGGGCCAGUGUGACCUUUGAGCCCUGUUCACCGCGAUGCAGCAAGUGUGAACUCAAAGGAAAGAUGCGCUUCGCCAGCCAGAAUAAAGCAAUAUAUGUCUUAAAUUCCACCUAAGUAAUAAAAGUUGAGAUGCGGGUCCAUUUCCCUGCCCUCCACCUGUCCAAAGGGCAGAGGAGCCAGAGGAAGCGUGUGCUGACCUCUGCCCCUGCAGGCCCUGGGCAGCCUGCCUCCUGCUUUGGGGAUAGGGUCCCCGUGUUGGGAGCUGUGCUUUCCAUGCCCCUCUUCUGAAGAGGUCGGCUUUAAAAGCCAGAUGAACUUCACAGAACAAGUAUUACAUCUUAAGAACCCAAAUCACAACCCCGCAUUGCACGCGUCUCAGAAAUACCCAUGGGCACCAGAUGUGACUUGAUUCGCCACAGCUGCUUAGGGAUUGUAGGUGCCUUUGAGGCAGACAGCUUUGAACCUGUUGGUUUUCUGGGGGUCUGUGGGUCUUGCUCUGGGCCCGCCCAGGGCCCACUGGAGGGUGGCUGCAUGGCUGCAUGCCUGGUGUCGGGCCAGUGUGAACCCGCUCGCACUUGGCCUUUACCCAGGGUCGCCAGCUUCCCGCUCCUAGCGUUGUGCUCAUUGGUGCGGACCAGAAAGGUCACCUUUCGUUUGCAAGCCGUCUCUGCAGUUGUAUCUCUUGGUGAAGCACGAGACAGUGCAGUGGGAAAUGAACUCACUGAAGUUUGCCAUCUGAAGCGAAUUUUGACUCAGGAACAUUCAUCACUGGAUCUCUGCCACUUGGACCAGCAGUGUAGGCGUCGCCCGCCCUGGGACGGGCCUCUUUCAGAACCUGCCUCAACGGUUGGUCGAAGCCGCGAGUGAGAACAGAUGAUUACCACCCUGUCCCAGGGGUGACCGAGAUGCUCAUGUAACGCGUUACCAAUUCUUCCCAUGGAGCCAGUAUUUCACUAAGCUUUUUUAAGAAAACAAAAAUGCAUCUGAGAGCAAUUCUUUCUUCAAACCUGUCCUAUUGUAAACAGACUGCAUACAUUUCUCUGUGACCUUCCGAGGGUUGGGCGUUGAUGGGAGCCUUAGGAAGGGGCACUCUUUACCCCUGGGGAACCUUCUCUGCUCUCGCCUCUCACGGACAAGGACACGAAGCCUCUCCUGUUCUGGCGUGUGAAGCACUUCGAUGAGGUGGGGCACUGGGGGCCUCUGCCCGUUGUGCUUUGUGGGGUGUGUCCCCAUCCACACGUGUCAGAGCGGCUGGGACACCAGUACCUCCCGGCUUUGCACUUGUGACCUGCCUCCAUUUCUCUGGGACACACAGUGUCCCCAUUUACAGCUGUGGGGACACUUUGUGUAAGUGCCACAUUGCCCUGGCAUUGACAUUUGUGCUACAUUGUUGUAAUUAUUAAACUGCUCUUUCUUACAUGACAAA
Molecule: messenger RNA, 4910 nt
Organism: Manis javanica (Malayan pangolin)
Lineage: Eukaryota; Metazoa; Chordata; Mammalia; Pholidota; Manidae
Gene: ARHGEF7
Product: Rho guanine nucleotide exchange factor 7
Biological process (GO): intracellular signal transduction; lamellipodium assembly
Cellular component (GO): cytoplasm; lamellipodium
Molecular function (GO): guanyl-nucleotide exchange factor activity; protein binding
Source: RefSeq, a predicted model, not a curated record